GCGAGCACGGUCACACCUAGACGACGUAGCUGGAGAAGAUCAUCAAUUGCAGCGCAGGAGAGGAGUGGCAGUUGGCGACGAAGAGAUCGAUCUCAUCCAAUUCUGAGCAGGAGCGGCCGGAACCAUGACGAUGGACACCACCGCCCUGCCGUCGGAGCUGCUCGUGACUCCGCAGCCGCUGGUUGGCUUCUGUGGGCUGGACACGGCCCGGGUGUCGGUGCACAAGGCCGUUUGGGAGGCGUUCAGCGGCAGUCUGCAGCGCAAGGCCGCCGACCGGGCUGCCGUGCAGUACAAGCUGCUACCACCCAACUAUGAGUUUCCGGUGGCCAAGCCCAAGCGGGCCAACUACGAGUGGUACCACCCGAAGGGCAUACUCAAGCGGAACUGGAUGCUGAAGCACCUGCACGUCCUGCCCUCGGUGGUGGUGCUGUUCCAGGAUAUGGAGUGGAAUGAUCUACAGUGGACAGAGAAGCAGGUGCAGUGUGCAGCAAUUGUGCAGGCCUUAAAAAACGCCCUGCAAGAGAGAAAUACCCGGCUGUGCCUGGUGCUGCUGCAAAGGGCAGCGCCGCUUCCACCUGGCGAAGAUCUGCUGGCUGCAGAGCGAGCCGCCAGUCUGACAAACGCUUGUGGAAUAACCAGCAAGAUGCUGUUCAUUCUCCCCCAUACAGAGCAUCUCACAGGCUACGCCCUGCGACUGGAGUCCGCCUUCUUGGAUAUGGCUCAGUCCUAUUACGCCCUCAUGUCCAAACGGAUACGCAACCAUCGGGAUCAGCUAACGGCGGCGCACACAUCGUUGAAGAUCCGCCACCAGUUUAAAUUGGGAUUCGUAGCGGAGAUGCGUCAAGACUUUAGCACAGGACAAAAGCACUAUUUUCAAGCCUAUGCCAAUCUGGACGAAAUACGCAUCAAUGACGGCAAUUGCCUGGAGAUUAAGACUCUGGCAGGAUUUUUGAACUAUAAGAUCUGUCGGCUCAUGUUUAAGCUAAAGACUCCCAGGGAUGCCAUUAACCAGUUUAUUAUCCAUGUGGAGAAGUACAAGUCUCGAGUGGGUUUCAAGGAUCUGGCCUUCGAGCAUCACGCCUGGUUAAGCACUCAACAUUCCGUAUUUGCUGAGCUGUUUUGCGAGGCCAUUAAGAACGGACUGCCCGCCCUACAGACGCAACACCCUGGAAUCUAUUACCACAAAGCAGCUGAAUAUGUGAUGAAGCGACGGGAUGCAGCGCUGGAGGCCUAUGCUGCGAUUCAAUCCUCUGCCGAAGCUACACCCACAACGAUUCAGAAUCCUUUGUCCCUGUACACAGAGUUUUUCGGAAUCCGAGCGGUAAAGACGGGCGAUCUGGUGGCCGAGCAACAAGCCAAUAUGCAGUUAUGUGAUCAGGAGCGCAGCUAUAACCAUUCAGCCGGAAUCAUAGCUCUGCUCAGCCAGGCCAUGGCCCAGUUCAAAAUUUACAAGUGCCUCAGGUUUCGAAAGAAACUAGCUAUCGACAUGGCCGAGGAGUACCUGAAGAGCGGGGAUCAUGCCAAGGCACUGACUUUGUAUUCCUUAAUGCUGCCCGAUUAUCGUCAAGAGAAAUGGUCCACGAUAUUCACUGAUGUUUUGCUUAAAACACUCCGUUGUUCGUUGCUCUCGGGUUCUGUAGCCGACUAUAUUGCGUGCAGCGUUGAAGCAUUGUCUUUGCGCCAUAAAGGCGAGCAGUCGGAGCGAAUUCUGAUACUGGAGAACCUUUGGCAGGUGUUUCAAGGCGUGCCACCCAUGCCGAAAACUCAGUUGACGCCCGAAGCGCAGGCGUUGUGGACUAGUGCGCUGGCCAGCGUGAAAUCGCCCAUUCAAAUUGAUUUAGAUAAGGUCAACGAUGUAGUGGAAAUGUGUGCCACAUUCGAGCGGGUUCAGUUGAACAACGACGACUUGCUGCAGUUGCAACUGAUAGUGCGUGUGCUCACGGAUGUUCCUUUGAGGAUACGCGGCUUCCAUGUCAUUCUAGCCGAUGCGGGGAAUCCCCAGAAUAGCUACAAACUGGAGGCACUCAAGUAUUUCUGCUUUCCCAGCCUCACGCAGCUACGUGGCCAAAAGCAGCCGGAUGAGGAGAAACUGGAGAAUCAGCCACCGGAGCCCAAAAACUUUGAAAAGAAUAUGAGAUUGGAGCCCGGCUCCUAUUACCAGCUUUUCUGCAGCACCGAAGCGCAGCAGUUUCACGAGAACACUCAACUGCGCAUCGUCCGGCUGGAGGCCCACAUGGGCACUGACCAGGUAGCCGCCCUACUCACGUGCAGCUCCAACUACUCACGGCAGCUGUUCCGACAUCACACGCGCAGCCGCGAUCUCGAUGACAACGUGACGAUCAAUCCCAUUUGCUACAUUGCGCCCACCUUUCAUUUGAACACGCAAACCAACCUUGGCCAUGGACAUGAUAACGGUUUGAAUGAGGAAAAGGAAGUGGUGGCUACAAAAAUGCUGGUCAACGAGUACUAUCCUGUUGUGACCACUGUCAGCAAUCCAUACAAUGUCUAUCUGCAGAAUGUGGGCGUGCACAUUAGUAUUCCCGUGGGUCUCCGAAAUAGUGUAUUCCUCACCACGGAUAUCUCACCGGGACGCCAAAAGCUGCACUCUCAGAUCCAAAUAGACGUGGGCGAGCUGUCCGCCCACGGGAGCAAUACGGCCACCUUCUAUAUCUUCAGUCUGACUGAGGCGGAGAUCAAGCUGCAACAGAGGUUAAGCUACACUUUGGAUGUGGAUCGCGGUCCAGGAGGAGGAGGCACCAAUGCCCGGGUGAGCACUCCGAACAGCUCGGAAUCUACGCCCGAUCACGAGGUGAAGAGUGUGGUUCAGAGCGUGGCUGCAAUUUCGCCGGUGCAGAUCGAGUAUCUGGAUGAGACGCGGUUGAGAAAGUCACGAGAAGAUACGCUCACUGUGCGAUGCUAUGGCGACUUUAAGUUCACCGCACGCUUCUACACGAUGGAUAGGAAGCCCUUGAACCAGGUGUAUCGUGGCGAGAACUUCUUGCUCAGAGCCAACACGGAAGUGGUGGCCGUGGACGAUGUGGAGAUACUAGACAGCUUCUUUAUAUGUGAUCACAACCUAGUGCAAUCAAACUACAGCUUUAAGCAAAAGAAAUACACCAACAAGUACAGCGCCGGUGAGCAACUGGAAAGCGUGAUAGUCCUCCGGACGAAUGCCACUCUGCGGGACUGGACGACUGCCCGAGAUCUCGAUCACCGCGGCAAAUUGGAGGGCAAGGCGGUAGCUAGUAAGUUUAUCAAGCCCGCACUUAAACCCGCCCCAGAGGAGCCCCUUGCUCCCACACCACCAGCCGGAAUGAGUGCCUACAUGAGCAAGAGUCUGGUGACCAAGAUACCCACUACCAUGACCAUCAUAAACAGCAAUUCGGCUGUGUCCAAUGCACUGCAGGUGGCCAAUGCUGGAGUGAUGAGCAACUCGAUGCAGUCGGAUGAUAUCAAUGUGGCUGAGGAAGCAAUAAAUACCCAAGAGGGAAUCAAAACCACUCGGCUCAUAUACAACAAGGCUUUGGAAGCUGUCCAGGGCACGGGACACUGCCGCGGCUUUAUCAAGGGUAUCUACACGUUGGAGGGUAAUCCUUCUACUGUGCCCAUUUUUGGGGUGUUCUGCAUUCGCUGGCGACGUGCCAAUGGCAAGGAGGAGAACGAGUCCAAGUUUGUGAUCCGUGGCUUGGACAUUGCAGAGCCACCGCUGAAUAUCUACUGCACCAUCGAGGAGAAGAUGUUCGUGAAAAUGCCCAUGGCCUUUAAGGUGGUGCUGAAGAAUCCCACGACGCAUGUGCUUCACCUGAUAGCCAACCUCAGUAUCAGCAAGACGGAUAACUUUAUAUGCUCGGGUCACAAGCAGCUGGACAUAUCCAUAAUGGCCUACGAGGAAAAGGAACUGGUCUACAACCUGUAUCCGCUGCAAGUGGGCUGGCAAGAGUUACCAGUGCUGAGUCUGGAGUACAAUACCAAGGCCGAUCCGCAGAAGAAAGACAGCCAGAAUGCCUUGCUCGACGAAUUGGUGCAGCGUGCACUGCCCAAACGAGUCUUUGUGCUGCCACCUCUGAAGCAACAGAACAAGUAGGGAUGAUACUGAUAUAAUGCCGCUUUAGUUUAAGUGUUUUAAAGUUUACAAAUAUCACUGGUGUGUAAAAAUUAACUACGCCUACUCCCUCUUUAUUGCUAACAACAAACAUACAUACAUAAAUAGCUAUAUUUAGAGAGUUACAUAGCGUAAUACUUGAGAGUGUGUGUGAUUGUAUUGUAUAAUGUAUUGUUAAACGGGCCAAGACGCACUCGACAUUAUUGUUAGUUGAUUACGGCGUUUUAGAUAAGCAGUGCUAAGUCCUGGUCAGUACCGCAAGUUGCACAUAUUUUCGUACAUCCUUUGAACGUACAGUAAUUAAUAAAUAAAGCAUACAAAUAUCGUUGAAA
Molecule: messenger RNA, 4434 nt
Organism: Drosophila teissieri
Lineage: Eukaryota; Metazoa; Arthropoda; Insecta; Diptera; Drosophilidae
Gene: gry
Product: trafficking protein particle complex subunit 11
Exons: 10
Coding region: 125-4084 (1319 amino acids)
Cellular component (GO): cytoplasm
Source: RefSeq, a predicted model, not a curated record